This is a messenger RNA of Naegleria gruberi, 1602 nucleotides long. RefSeq lists its product as uncharacterized. The record is from RefSeq and is a predicted model, not a curated record. NCBI's taxonomy places the organism in Eukaryota, Heterolobosea, Eutetramitea, Acrasida, Naegleriidae. Bases 1 to 1602 code for a protein of 533 amino acids. The transcript has a single exon.
AUGCCAACCUCCACCUCAACAGCUGCUGCAGCCACAUCAAGGAAACAACGUGAUGGGUAUGAAUUAUUAGUCAUUCCACUUGAAGCAGUCAUUGGCUAUACGAAUCUCUUGUCGAAAGAAAACCGAAACUCAUUAUCAAGCUUUAGAAGUCAUGAUUCGGCAAAUUCAUCAAAAAGUAAAACCACCAACACCACAACCAACCUUUCGUCCAAUUUACCAAUUGACAUUGCUCCACUCGAUGAAUUACGUUGUAAAUUUGAAAAUCACAUUUCGAGUGGUGAGUUGAAAAAUUGUGCCACAUUGAAUUUGCAAAAAUUGCAAUUUCUUGACAGAUUUUACGAUUCCAAGAGGAAGAAACCUAUCAAGUUUGAGAGAAAGAUAUUUUAUUCGAAAUUGAAUAGUUUUAUAUUCGAGUUGAUACAAGAUUCGAAUUGUCAAGGAUUGAUUAUUCAGAAUACAGCAGUUGAGAAUGGUUUCUUAUUGCAAUUUGAUAUGAUUCAAUCAGAAAAUGAAGGAAUGAUUCCACUUUUCUCUGAACAUGCAUAUAUUCGAAACUGGUUUUCGAAACAACAAGCUAAUUACAAAUUAUUUAUGGAAGGAAAAGACAUAGCACAAGAGAUUGACAUUGAUAAUGGUCAAUUGGGUUUAAUAGUUAACAUGUUCUAUUCAGAUUUGAAAGAAUUUUUCUUUUACUUUCAAAAACACGAAACUAAAUAUUGUAAAAACUGGAUUGAAGAUAAUAUUCUAACACUUCCUAAAUUCCUCCUCGUUGACUUGAAAGCCAAACAAGAUAAGAUUGCUAAAUAUAGAGAUUUAUUGGUUUACAAAGAAGAGGAUAUGAACAAUAGGAUUGUUCUAGAUUCGGAUUUUGAAUUUAUUUAUCAUUUGGCUGAGCAUACGAGUGAUUGGAAACUUUCUAAACAUUCGAAACUUGGUUCCUGUCAUGUCUAUUCAUCCAAGGAGAAUUACACAACUGUUACAGGAACGAAAAUCCAGAAAUAUGUCCACACUGUAAAUAUGAGUAUUGAAAAGUGUACGAAAGCUUUCUUUUCAUACGAUGCAAAGGAUUUAAUGAUAAUCUUUGGUGAUUAUAGAGAUUACAAGGAAUUGGAUAACAGCAAUUCAUUGAAAAAGUAUAGUAGUGUGGUGAGAAGUUGUACAGUGGAUUUUGGAAGAUUCUUCUCGAAACGUUACUUGGAAACUGUCUUUGCCACAAAGGGAAAAUUUGUGGGUUCUGAAUUGGUUGAGGCUGUCUAUCUAUUCAAGACUUGUGACAUUGCAAAUAAUCAAAAGGAACAGAAAAACAGAUGCAUGACUAUUGGAGGAGCCAUUCUCCAAAAAUGUGGAGCUAAUUCCACACGUUUCACAGACAUCAAAAUGUUCAAUGUUGGUGGAAUCUUACAAAAGGAUUUCAUAAUCAAUAAUAUUGGAAUUAAGUUGUACAUGAAGCAGAUUCCUUCCUACAUGGAUGGCAUGACUAAAUCAUUGGAAAAGAUGGGCGGAAAGGUUGAUGAGAAUGAGAAACCAAUUUGGAGAACUUUCUGUGAUUAUGCCAGAGCCAACUAUAAAAUUGAUCCAAAUGAAUUACCAGUGUUGGAUUAA